This is a messenger RNA of Linum tenue, 2343 nucleotides long. The record is from the annotation of a GenBank genome assembly. Lineage: Eukaryota; Viridiplantae; Streptophyta; Magnoliopsida; Malpighiales; Linaceae.
UUCUUCCCAUCCCUCUGGGGGAAAGAAGAGAAGGAAAUUUGCUUUUUUUUUUUUGGUAGAAGAGAAGGAAAUUUGCUAUUAAUUCAUACCCCAUAAAUAAUUAAUAUUUCCUUUAUAGUAAACCGGAUUACGGGGGGAAUAAUUAAUGAGGAGGAGGAAAACCAAACGGCAGCUCCGGCAGCAGUUCCUUCCCGUCUAAUAAUCUUCUUCUUCUUCUGUCUCUGUUUUUCCCCCUUCCUUCCCGCCCUUCCCUCCGGUUCCGGCAGAUGCGCAGGCGGCUGCUCGCCGCCCCGCCGCUGCCAUGAAGAAGGAUCACCGGCGGAAUCGCGACGACGUCGUAUGGAGCAGGUUCUUCUGGUGCACGAUCUUCAUCGUCAUCUCUUGCGUCCUCUUCACCGGAUUCAAUUUCUCCUCCUUCCGAUUCCUCUUCUUCCCUCCUCCUGAGAGGCUGCAGCCGGAGAUAGUACCGCGAUGGCGGAUGGACGCCGUGGCUACCGCCGGCGGCCACGGACACGACUCUCCCCGGAAGUUGGACGGGAAGGAGAAGAAGGUGUGGAUUCGGGAGACGGUUAUCCUUCCUGACCAGGUUCUGCUCUUCCUAAACUACCCUCCCUCCUCCGCCGCCACGUCACCACGUUUAUUGACUCGCGACGAUCUCGAUUGCGUCUACAACUUCUCCUCCUCCCCGACGGCGAGGCAAAAGAACGCCUCACGGCCGCCCAACCGAGUCGACGGCGAGAUCGUUCGGUGCCCCCUGCUCGACCGCUCCGCCGCCGUUUCCCUCUCGGUGAAAUCGGCCGACACAUACGCCGGCGGAGAAGUUCUUCUAAACGCGCGCCCAGCUCGCGCGUGGCAUUCCCUGGCGUACGAGGCGCUGAUCGACCGCGACAACACCACGGUGGUCUUCGUGAAGGGGCUCAAUCUACGGCCGGAUAAGCUCUACAACGUGUCGCGAUUCGAGUGCGUGUACGGCUGGGAUUUCACCAGGCCCAAGUUCAUCCUGCGGUCAGAAGUCAUCUCGAUCGCUCAAGAGAUCGCACGGUGCAGAACGCCCCUCAGCCUCCUGACCAAUCCCUUCAAUAGCUCAAUCAAAGUCACCGUCCGGGUCAAAGGCAGGGUAACCCUCCAGUCCGUCGCCCAGCCCCGACCCAACCCUGAACCAGAACCCGGGCCAAAACCGCACCAAUUGUGCAUCUGCACGAUGCUCCGGAAUCAAGCCAAGUUCAUCAGAGAAUGGGUGAUGUAUCACGACGAGAUCGGCAUAUCUCGAUGGUUCAUCUACGACAACAACAGUGAAGACGAGAUCGAAUCAGCAAUCACAUUGUUGACCGGUUCCGGUUACAACAUUUCCCGUCAUGUCUGGCCGUGGGUGAAGACUCAAGAAGCCGGGUUCGCCCACUGCGCGAUACGAGCUCGCCCUUCCUGCGAGUGGGUUGGGUUCAUCGACGUGGACGAGUUCCUCCACCUCCCAUCGGGCCAAUCGCUGCCUGAAUUCCUCACCAACCUAACCGAAGGAACGGGCGGACUCCUACUCCCUUUCCAGGUCGGGGAAGUUCGGGUGGCCUGUCACAGCUUUGGUCCAUCCGGUCUAACCCAACCCCCAACCAAGGGCGUGAUCGCGGGCUACACCUGCCGUUUAUUCGCGCCCGAGAGGCACAAGAGCAUAGUGAGGCCCGAGGCAUUGAACUCGUCGCUGGUGAAUGUCAUCCACCAUUUCCAUCUCCGGGAAGGGUUCGGAUUCGUGGACGCGGAUCGAGUCACGAUGGUGAUCAACCACUACAAGUAUCAGGUUUGGGAAGUGUUCAAGGAGAAGUUCUACAGGCGGGUGGCGACGUACGUGGCGGAUUGGCAGGACGAGCUGAACGUCGGGUCGAAGGAUCGGACACCCGGGUUGGGGACCAGAGCGGUCGAGCCGGAUGAUUGGUCGAGCCGGUUCUGCGAGGUGAAUGAUACCGGGCUGAGGGAUGAGGUGGUCAGUCGAUUUUCGGACCCGUUGACGGGUACUCUGCCGUGGGAGGAUGAAGCUGAGACUAUGCGGCAAGGGUUGUGAAGAGGGAUGGCGAGUUUUGGUGAUUGUUUUUAGCUUUGUUUGGUUCUUUCUAUUUGUAGAUAUAGAAGGGUGCAUACUGCAUAUACAUGUAAUAACCAGAGGGACAGAGGGAAAUCAGGUGAUUUGGCUCGUGUACAGAGGGUUAAUUUAGAACAGAGGUAUUUGAUUAUGAUCCUGAAUUAGUGGUGGUUUUUGGUUGAACCAAUUUUCAGGAAUGCAGAAUCGACAAUUAAAUUUUACCCCGGAUUGAAUUGGUUAAUUUUAUUGAGUUUUGAUUACUACAUUCAAGAUUU